GCAGGAUAUUGACUUCAGGCAGGCAGUAAAGCUAGACACGUGACACAAGAUCACCAGAAUGCGGAAAGAGUCCCGAGGAUCUUGUUAGGGGGUUUACGGUUUAUCAACAAAGCGUAUAAGCGGCAAUUAAACGGUUUAAUUUUCUAAUAUUUGGGCGUUUGUGUUGUCAAGGAAGAAACGGACAAUUGAAAACACAAACCCUGCUGCUAAAAUAAAAGCAAAAUGUCAUCGGAAGAGUUUGAAAAGCUGCAGGAGAUCUUCAAAUCCCUUUAUGACGAACUGAAGUUGAUGCCCGACAGAUUACUGAAAUGUCAAGGAGAGGAGAAGAAGAGGUUGGUGCGAACCUUUGACGAAAGACAUGGAGAAGCAGUGGAAGUGCUGCAAGGGAUGGAGCAGGAGUUGGUCGGUGUCCCCUCGUCCUACCGCAACACCAUGUCCACCAAGCUGCGUCUGUACCGCAGAGACCUGGGGAAGCUCCAGAGAGAGGUGAAGAGCUCUGAUCUGUCCUCCUCUACCCGGCCAGCAGAGGGCGCCUACGGCAUCUACUCCUCUCAGAACGAACACAGCACCCAGCUUCAGUCUCAGAGGGUCUUGCUCCUCCAGGGACACGAGCACCUGCACAACGCCAGUCAGAGUAUAGAGAGGAGUCAGCGCAUCGCCGCGGAGACAGACCAGAUCGGCGUGGACAUCAUCGAGGAGCUGGGAGAGCAGAGAGAACAGCUGGACCGCACCAGAGACCGACUCGUCAACACCGGGGAGAACCUCAGCCGCAGCAGGAAGAUCCUACGAGCCAUGUCUCGCCGACUGAUGACCAACAAGCUGUUGUUAUCUGUCAUCAUUCUGAUGGAGCUGGUCAUACUGGGUGCAGUCGUCUACCUCAAGUUUUUCCGCAAGUAGCGGACCCGCUUGACGCGUCAACAAGCAAUACAGGUCGCAGCCAGCGCUCAGCAAAGCUCUCUUCUCCCUGUCCUCUCCGCUCUCUUUUCUGUCCUUUCUCAUGUCCUGUCCUCUCUCUCUCUCUCCCCUUGUCCUCCCCUCUCUCUUCUCUCCUCUCCCCUCUCUCUCUCUCCCCUUGUCCUCCCCUCUCUCUUCUCUCUUCUCCCCUCUCUCUCUCUCCCCUUGUCCUCCCCUCUCUCUUCUCUCCUCUCCCCUGUCCUCUCUCCUCUCCCCUCUCUCUCUCUCUCCCCUUGUCCUCCCCUCUCUCUUCUCUCCUCUCCCCUGUCCUCUCUCCUCUCCCCUCUCUCUCUCUCCCCUUGUCCUCCCCUCUCUCUUCUCUCCUCUCCCCUGUCCUCUCUCCUCUCCCCUCUCUCUCUGUCCUCUCUCCUCUCCCCUCUCUCUCUCUCCCCUUGUCCUCCCCUCUCUCUUCUCUCCUCUCCCCUCUCUCUCUCUCCCCUUGUCCUCCCCUCUCUCUUCUCUUCUCUCCUCUCCCCUCUCUCUCUCUCCCCUGUCCUCUCUCCUCUCCCCUGUCCUCUCUCCUCUCCCCUCUCACCCUCUCCCCUGUCUUAUCUCUUCUCUGUCCACAUAUACCUCACUGUGCUGUUCCUGACCUGAGCUAAACCACUGAACUCUUGUAAUAUAUCCCUGGGCCUGGGUAGUGCUCAUGAGAACACAACACGGUUUUCUUGACUGAAGAUGAGGAACAGUGUGAGAAAGAAUGAUCGUUUCUGUUCUUCAGGAAGUGGGGGAGUGCAUCUAAGACUCAACGAGUCAACGUGUUUCAAUCCAGGAUGUAUGGACCGAACCAAACCCAGGAUCGUUAUAUUAAUACUGGACAUGGAUGUGAUACAGACGUCUGAUCCAGGAUACAGACAUCUGACUGUCGUCUGAUCCAGGAGUGAACUGCCGUGGUUCUGUUCUGUCAUGGAGAACUUUAUCAUUUCUGCAGUCAUUUAUUUACUGACUUGAGUUGCUGUGUAGGAUGGAUUUUUUUUUUGUGUGUUUUUGUAUCAGGUCUGAGCGUUAAGGUCUCAUCAAUCCUACCCACGCUCCUUUACUCUUAGUCUCGACAUAACUCUACUGCUGUAGGGGCCUUCCGAGUGGCGCAGUGGUCUAAGGCGCUGCAUUGAUUCUGUGUUCGAGUCCAGGCUCUAGUCGCAGUCGGCCGCGACCAGGAGACCCAUGGAGCGGCGCAGAAUUGACCCGUCGUCGUCCGGGUUAGGGGAGGGUUUGGCCCGUCGUCGUCCGGGUUAGGGGAGGGUUUGGCCCGUCGUCGUCCGGGUUAGGGGAGGGUUUGGCCCGUCGUCGUCCGGGUUAGGGGAGGGUUUGGCCGGCAGGGAUGUCCUUGUCCCAUCGCGCACUAGCGACUCCUGUGAUGGGCCCGGGAGCAGUGCACGCUGACCAGGUCGCCAACACAUUGGUGCGGCUGGCUUCCGGGUUAAGUGGGCGUUGUGUCCAGAAGCAGUGCGGUUUGGUUGGGUCGUGUUAGAGGACUCACGGCUCUCGACCUUCGCCUCUCCCGAGUCCGCACAGGAGUUGCAGCGAUGAGACAAGACUGUAACUACCAAUUGGGGAGAAAAAAAGGUGGUAAAAAAUAUAUAUAAAUAAAUAAAGAAAUAUGAACACUACUGCUUGUGCUGCUGUUAUGACAACACCUUGAGGGCUGAGCAGUUAAAGGAUUUAUCCAUACUAACUUGUGAACUACUCAUAGUCUUUCAUUGAAAUGCAUGAAAUUAAAAUAUGCAUUCUCCAUUACUGAAUUCCCUCCUAUAGAAAUACCUUUUUGACAUGUACUAACAAUAACAAAAAGCAAUGAAUUGAUAUAAAUGGGGUUUCUAAAUGUA
This is a messenger RNA of Salvelinus fontinalis (brook trout), 2780 nucleotides long. RefSeq names its product vesicle transport through interaction with t-SNAREs 1B (gene vti1b). Gene Ontology annotation, molecular function: SNARE binding; SNAP receptor activity. Gene Ontology annotation, biological process: intra-Golgi vesicle-mediated transport; Golgi to vacuole transport; intracellular protein transport. Bases 223 to 897 code for a protein of 224 amino acids. Gene Ontology annotation, cellular component: late endosome membrane; endoplasmic reticulum membrane; ER to Golgi transport vesicle membrane. NCBI's taxonomy places the organism in Eukaryota, Metazoa, Chordata, Actinopteri, Salmoniformes, Salmonidae. The record is from RefSeq and is a predicted model, not a curated record. The transcript is spliced from 6 exons.